AUGGCUGAGUCCGUGGCCGACCGUUUCAAUAAAAUAGUCUCCGUAGUUCGUUUCUGUUUGCGGGUCUGCGGCGCUGAUGUGUGCGAUCUGAACUAUCGGAUGUAUUGGUUGACUUAUUGCGUUCUCGCAGCUAUUUUCUUCUUCUACGCCUGUACCGCCUACACUCUCUACGUCGGCGUGAUACAAGAGGGAGACUGGACGAUAAUGCUGGAGGCUUCUUGCAUGGUUGGCUCGGCCAUACAAGGUCUGACAAAGCUAUAUUUCGGGGUCACCAAGGGCCAUCUCAUGCAACAAAUGGAAGCAAUUUAUAAGGACAUCUAUAAGACAUAUGAGAGACUGGGAGGAGAGUACAGGGAACAGUUGAUAAAACGCAUCAAAAUCACAAAAGCACUGAUGAACGUAUUCAUGUGGAUCUACAUAAUACUGGUUGUCGCCCUCGUAUCCCUGCCACUCUUCUAUUUGGUCGUUUUCAAAGAGAAAAUGUUGGUCAUGCAGUUCCUUGUUCCAGGCAUUGAUCGGAACAGUGAUGUUGGCCAUUUGAUGCUUCUCAGCCUGCACACAAUGUGCCUUAGCUUUGGAGCUUUUGGCAACUUUGGCGCCGACAUGUUUCUGUUUCUGUUUGUUUCGAAUCUGCCCCUCCUGACGGACCUCGUAAAGGUGAAACUGAAGGACUUCAAUGAGCUUGUUGUGCAGCACACACGCUACAAGGAAACUCGAGCGCUUCUCUGGAACAUUUUUUCUUGGCAUCAGAAAUAUGUCAGAUUACUGAGCAGCAUGGAAGAACUUUAUAAUGGCAUUAUGUUUGUUCAACUCUCAACUUCCUGUACUGGUAUUUUGUGCACCAUCUCGUGUAUUUUCAUAGGGGUUUGGCCUGCAGCUCCAGUAUAUUUGCUAUACUCGGCCUCGGUGCUCUACACAUUCUGCGCUCUGGGAAACUUGGUGGAACUUUCGAACGAAGAGUUUGCUGAGGCAGUCUAUUGUGAUUGCAUGUGGUACGAACUGCCCGUUAAGGAUCAAAAACUAAUCAUAAUAAUGUUGUCCAAGUCUCAGAACGAAAUACUUCUCAGCGCUGGCGAUGUCAUGCCCUUAUCCAUGGCGACAGCUCUCCAGCUAAGCAAGGGCAUUUAUAGUUUCAGCAUGUUUUUGUUUACAUAUUUGGAGUAA
Messenger RNA from Scaptodrosophila lebanonensis, 1164 nucleotides. Its product is annotated as odorant receptor 67d-like. Gene Ontology annotation, cellular component: plasma membrane. Gene Ontology annotation, molecular function: olfactory receptor activity; odorant binding. Gene Ontology annotation, biological process: sensory perception of smell; detection of chemical stimulus involved in sensory perception of smell. The transcript is spliced from 3 exons. Lineage: Eukaryota; Metazoa; Arthropoda; Insecta; Diptera; Drosophilidae. The record is from RefSeq and is a predicted model, not a curated record. Bases 1 to 1164 code for a protein of 387 amino acids.